Messenger RNA from Magallana angulata, 1879 nucleotides. RefSeq names its product N(6)-adenine-specific methyltransferase METTL4-like. Gene Ontology annotation, cellular component: nucleus; RNA N6-methyladenosine methyltransferase complex. NCBI's taxonomy places the organism in Eukaryota, Metazoa, Mollusca, Bivalvia, Ostreida, Ostreidae. The coding region runs from base 126 to 1661 and encodes 511 amino acids. The record is from RefSeq and is a predicted model, not a curated record. The transcript has 7 exons. Gene Ontology annotation, molecular function: nucleic acid binding; methyltransferase activity.
UUCAGUUGUAUUUGUUUACAUCAGGACAUGUGCAAGUUAACAGGUUUUAUGGGCUACAUUAAUCGGAAAAGUAGAAUCGAAUUAUAUACAACUGGGAAUUUCAGAUAUUGCACAAGAAUUACAAAAUGGCAGUGGUUUUGGAAAAUGAACAAGGAGCAUUAAUAGAUCAUGCAUUAGCACUUAAACGAGUUUACUGCCAUGUUAACACUGAUGCACUUAUUAAGCAUCAGUCAUAUGUGAUGAAAACAGACUUGUUUGAAAUAAAUGAACCUUUCAAGAUGGACUCGCAAGUUUUAGCAGAAAAAACUGCUGAAGAAAGAGGAAUAGUACAAAGAAAGAGAAAGAGAAAAAGAAAAUCUGAGUUGAACAUUGGUGAAGUGGAAGCACAGCAAUAUCAUUCAGGAAUCAUAAAGAAAGUCACCAAUGUCCACAAAGAUCUGAUUUCAAAAGCAAUUAAAGUUGGUUGCAUUCAGGAUAAAAAGGAAUAUAAUGGAUCAUCAUCAUCAAUAAAAACUGUAGAAAAUAAGAGUGUUUGUGCGGAAGGUUCAUCAGCAGGUCAGUUCAUCAAGGUAGACAAUAAUAUGCUGGCAAGACAGGCAGCUAACAUUAGAGUCGGAGAUACAUCGCUUACAGAUGUCUGUCAAACAUUGGCUCCUCCCACCAACUCCAAAUCAGCAAUCAGAUUAGAAAUGUCCACACACUUGAGGCUGUCAGAGUGUGUAAAUAGGGUCUGUAGCAAUGACUGGAGCAGACCAAGACUAUGUCAGAUAGACUCAGAGACAUACAUCAUUCCCAAUAACUCAACCUUCCUUCUCUCAGACUUUAGACAUCACAAAAAUAUGUAUCCCAGAACUAAUAUGGAAAAGUAUGAUUUGAUUGUACUAGACCCACCAUGGCAGAACAAAUCAGUGAAGAGGAAGAAAAUAUAUGGGAGUCUGAAGGAUGAGGACUUGUUGGACAUCAGUAUGGAGGAUCUGGCUGCCCCAGGGUGUGUGGUAGUUGUAUGGGUGACCAAUCGCUUGAAACAUAUCAAGUUUGUCAAAGACACCCUCUUCCCUCGGUGGUCAGUGACCUGUGUGGCUGAGUGGCAGUGGCUCAAGAUUACCAAGUUUGGUGAAAUGACACAAGACAUAAACUCAGACCACAAAAAGCCCUAUGAAAUGAUUUUAAUUGGACGUUAUAAUGAAUUUAAACCAUUUUACAAAGAAUGGACAGCCCCCUGCCCUACUAAUAAAACAAAACUGGAAAAAGAAUGUUUUAAAAUCCCUGCUUGUGAUGGGAAAUCAGGUAUAACUGAUUUGUGCGGAGAAGGAAUUUCAAAUGAUGAAGAUCCAUGUGAAGCAAUUGGUGCAACGGAAAAUAAAAAGAAAGAAUUUGGAUCCUUCCCAGAGAGUUAUGUGAUCAUCAGUGUGCCGUGUGCCCUGCACUCUAACAAGCCCCCACUCAUUGAGUUCCUGAAGAGAUAUUUGAAAGAUGACCCUAGAUGCCUGGAGUUGUUUGCAAGGAAUUUGUGGCCAAAUUGGACAAGCUGGGGAAAUGAGGUUUGUACAUCAUGGCCAGUCAAGCAACUCUUCAUCUUUUUUUUAAAUAAAGAAGUGGAUUGCCUUCACAUGCCCAUUCUCUUGCACAUUGUGGGUUACCCCAUGACACCUUUACACUAACGCUGCAACGAAUCAUCUGCAGCAGGGUCAUCCUUUAUGAUCUUGAUGUCCAAUCCUUGUAUAUACUUAUUUGCGUAAUAAAAUAUGGGUUAAAUUGAAUUGAAUCCUUUAUGUUGCAUGUACAUACCAAAAAAAAGAUAAAACUACAUGUAAAGAUAUGUGCAACGAUCAGUAUAUCAUGCAUUUUAAAAGAAGAUAUCAUUCUAUAACAGUUCUUU